UAUGUGCUUGACGACUUUAACGUCAUCAAAAAGGUUGGCAAGGGCGGAUUUGCGACCGUGUACCUGGUGCGCUUGAAGAAAGCCACUGGAAAGUACUUUGCCCUCAAGGCCAUCAAAAAGGCCGAUUUGGUCAAACUGAAGCAGGAGAAGCAGAUUCUCAAUGAAAAAAACAUCCUCAAUGCCACCAAGCACGCCUUCAUCAUUGAGCUUUUCUCUACCUUCCAAGAUACCUAUCAUCUGUAUAUGAUUCUGGAAUACGUUGCCGGUGGAGACCUGUUCUCGUAUCUCCGACGAUCACAGCGCUUUCCAGAGAACGAUGCUCGGUUCUACACUUCCGAGGUUCUGGUAGCGCUCGAGUACCUGCACUCGCAAAACGUGAUAUACAGAGAUCUUAAACCCGAGAACAUCCUUUUGGACACGACCGGGCACAUCAAAGUGGCCGAUUUUGGCUUUGCCAAGGUCAUACGUGGAACAACCAACUCAUUUUGCGGAACACCCGACUACAUAGCCGUCGAACUCGUCAUCAACAGGCCAUACAACAAGAUGGUAGACUGGUGGUCGCUUGGCGUCCUUGUCUUUGAGCUCGUGUCUGGCAAGACUCCCUUUGGCGACGACACCUCCGAGAAGAUCUACGAAAACAUCCAGUCCGGCUCCAUCAAGUGGCACCCCUUGGUCAAGAAUGCUGCAAAGGAUCUUGUUCGCAGGUUACUGGACCCUGAUCCGGUGACCCGGCUCGGAGCUGGCAAGGAGGGCCCCACCGAGAUCAAGAACCAUCCUUGGUUCAAGGAGCUGAAUUGGAAAAAGGUCGAAAGCCGGACAGCCGUCCCGCCUUAUGUGCCU
Polychytrium aggregatum is the source of this 840-nucleotide messenger RNA. Its product is annotated as kinase-like domain-containing protein. The record is from RefSeq and is a predicted model, not a curated record. The transcript has 4 exons. Gene Ontology annotation, cellular component: cAMP-dependent protein kinase complex; nucleus. Gene Ontology annotation, biological process: peptidyl-serine phosphorylation. The annotation marks the transcript as partial. NCBI's taxonomy places the organism in Eukaryota, Fungi, Chytridiomycota, Chytridiomycetes, Polychytriales. Gene Ontology annotation, molecular function: cAMP-dependent protein kinase activity; ATP binding.